GCAGCUGAACCGGACGCGCUCUGAUUGGUCAGCGGCAGCGCUGGGCGCAGCACAGGAGGAAGCGCCGUUUCCGGCUGCAAGCGAGUGACUGACUGACGACCGCUGACACAGCCGAACCCCGACGAGAAAUCCGCUGCUUUUGGAAUAUACCGGGUGAUCUUCUCCGCUGUUAUCAGGCGGGGACGUCAGACGGGUUCCUGGCCAAGCGUUCGCCGUGAGAUUGCAGCGAAGGCUCGGGGGUUUGAGGCACAGACAACCGGCAUGGCCCGGGACUACGAUCACCUCUUCAAACUGCUGAUCAUCGGUGACAGCGGUGUUGGGAAGAGCAGUCUCCUUCUGCGAUUUGCAGACAACACUUUUUCAGGUAGUUACAUCACCACUAUAGGAGUGGACUUUAAGAUCCGAACGGUGGAGAUUAAUGGAGAAAAGGUGAAGCUGCAGAUAUGGGACACGGCAGGACAGGAGCGAUUCAGGACCAUUACAUCUACGUAUUACAGAGGGACUCACGGGGUGAUAGUGGUGUAUGAUGUCACCAGCGCCGAAUCUUUCGUCAACGUCAAACGAUGGCUGCAUGAAAUCAACCAGAACUGCGAUGAUGUGUGUCGAAUAUUAGUGGGCAAUAAAAACGAUGACCCCAACUCUAAAGUCGUGGAGACGAAUGACGCGCAGAAGUUCGCCGAGCAGAUGGGCAUCAGUUUGUUCGAGACGAGCGCAAAAGAAAACAUCAAUGUGGAAGAGAUGUUUAACUGCAUCACAGAACUUGUGCUCCGGGCAAAGAAAGAAUCUGUGGCCAAACAGCAACAACAGCAGCAAAACGAUGUGAUUAAACUCAACAAGAACAGCAAACGAAAGAAGAAAUGCUGCUAGUGGAUCUCCAUCAGGUCCUCUGCCAGCGGCCUUCACAUGCAAACGUACUGUGAUCGUCUCAAAUAAGACCACGGCGUGGACAGAGCGGAGAAGCAGUCUUUUUCGGACCCAUACAAACCACGAAGACUUUUUAAACAGAAAAUGUACAGAUUUUAUUAGAUUAAUGGAGUUUUAUGUGAUAUUUAAUAAAAGAUCCUCCUUCAUUCCUGAAGGACAAACGAGCUGACAUCGCCAAACCGUGCAGGUCUGUGCUUUCACAGUAAUUUUACUGCGGUAUAUUUCAUCUCUUUACGCACCAUCUCAGGAGUGAAUUUUUCAUUUUUGCUUUUCCGUGGAAUGUCCGUGUAGAUUUUUAUCGUCAUACAGUUACGAACAUUCACUCACACAGGACUCUUGAGUGAAACGCACGCCAACGACUGUACGAUUUCUCAUCCCUCAGUGUAUUUUCAGACCGAAUCCGUCUGAAUUUAUCAGGCACAAGUUAACAUUUGUGUUUGGAUCGGUUUAGUAUUCAGCCUGUUCCUUCUUUUCAUCGGAUUGGUAUCAUGAAACUGUCAACAUGUCUGGGUCACAUUUCACCCCAAAAUCGAAAGAAAUAAGCCCUGGCUUUGUUUUCUUUAUGCAAAAUAUCAUGUCUUAUGUUUUUCUUUUGCUUUCGGGGUGAAAUCGGAGCUGGUUUAAGUGAGGUGGAUGAACGACUUCAGGACAUUCACAAAUGUUUCAGGCUUUGAUUUUUUGUAAAGAUGAAAUGGAAGUGAAGGUUUUCUCGCCGUGAGCUUCAGUAUCACUGUGGGUUUCUGAUGGACACAGAUUUUAAGAGCAUUAUUUUAUCAUGCGAUUUGAUGUUUGUCUGUCCUUAGGGACAGUCAAAAAUCAAAGCUUAAAAAUAACUAUUAUGCUUGUACACAUUUGGAAUGGAUGAAAUUGUUAAUAUCACAUAUAAAAUGUUUUUAAAUAUGUAAGGGAGGUAUUAUGUUAAAGUGUUCGAGCCGAACUCAUCCAUAAAGUUUUGAUUUCUUAACUGAAUAGAUCAAAUUUUCACCGUAUAUUUGACAAACACACCUUUGAAGAGACACUUGGUGUCUAUGUAACUUUUUCAGAUUGAUUAAUAUCUGAAAAAAGGCCAGUUCUGUGGCCCGGUAUAAAUGUGUAAUUCAACAAAGCCACAACGAGCCAAAACCACAAGUCCCGGUUGUGCCAUGAGCCAAAUUCAUUCAGGUGAUGUGACUUGUGUUUAUCAUAUACGUGCAUAUGUUUACGUGCGUAUGUUUAGCACAGGUUCUUGCAAAUUGCAUUUUUUUCAGCUGUGGUUAUAUUGUACACUGGAGAAAAGAAUUGUAUAAUGGGCCAUUUAUGAAUAAAAUCAUUAAUAAAUAUUUUAAAAUAAUAUUUGACACAAA
Molecule: messenger RNA, 2267 nt
Organism: Misgurnus anguillicaudatus (oriental weatherfish)
Lineage: Eukaryota; Metazoa; Chordata; Actinopteri; Cypriniformes; Cobitidae
Gene: rab35b
Product: RAB35, member RAS oncogene family b
Molecular function (GO): GTP binding; GTPase activity
Source: RefSeq, a predicted model, not a curated record